GUCUAUAUUGAUUUACUUUAGGCUAUAGCCUACCUACAAAUAAACCAAUACGCCUAACAUGUUAAGGGAAUACAGUGGGAUAAAGCUGUGGAACUCCUGACAGUUGUUGGUCUUUUCAGUGACCAGUGGGCUCGCUGCAUAUCUGUACAUUGUAUCUGUUAAAAUAAUGCAUAAUGAAACUAUAUAUAUGGCACUUGUUACAGUAACCCACUUUAUUCAUGUUUGAUGUAUCCAAACUCAGUGCACCACCACCAUAGCACAUAGCAUCUUCACACACCCAAAUUGGAUUGUGCAAUAUAAAUGAUUUCAGUAGCCUAACCUAUACGUCAUUUUUCUGCAUACGGACCAAAAUGCAAGGAACCUGCUUGUUUUUUUGCCCUGCUAUAUGAAAAACGAUUCUAAUGAUGUAUUGAUUCGCUUGAACAAAGGAACGAAAUAUUGUUGUAUGCUACCUGUACGGGAUAUCAACAUGGAAGGAGUAGGAUGUUACUAGCGUCGGCCGUGGUGGUAUGGGAAUGGCUGAACGAGCACGGGCGCUGGCGGCCUUACAGCCCAGCGGUCUCUCACCACAUCGAGGCAGUCAUCCGCAACGACCCACGGGGUGGUAGUGUUGUCUUAGGCCAGGUGGACACUCGCCUCUCGCCCUACAUCGUCGACUUGCAUUCCAUGCACCAGUUCCGACAAGAUACUGUUCUGUGGCGUGACCCUCGUCUUUCUACCGUUACCCCAGGUACCCUCAGACCGGUUCGCCGCAGCUUCUACGACCCCACGUCGGCUCCGGGUCAGGGCUGGCUGUGGGAGUGGGAGAACGACACAGGCUCGUGGACAGCCUACGACACAGAGGUGGGCAUCGCCAUCCAGGCGGCACGCGACCGCCAGCAGCCCUGGCUGGACCUAGCGCCACUGGGAUUCUGCUACCUCAUCCACUUCCAGAGUAUGACCCAGAUCAACGGGCAGACGCAACGCUGCCGCCGCAUCCAGCGCCGCUCUGACCUGGCUUACCCACUUGUUUCGGGUCCCCUUCCCAAGUCACACCACGCCUGGGGGCCCGGCCCCGGGGGACUGUUGGGGGUGUCCGGAGUAGGCAUGGGGGUGGGGUUGAGCGGGAUGGGGAAUGGGAACGGUAGCGCCUACCCCAGCGGUGCCCUGCCAGCCUCCGCAAUCACCUCCCUGGGCCAGCCCUGCGCCUGUCAGCAAUGCAUGCUGCUCCUAAGCGUCAAGGCGGGCGCCAUGGCAACAGCCCACACCCUGGGCAGGAGGCCACCCCAGAACAAGCCUCCCAGCCCCAAACUGGGUGGGGGUUACUCGGCCAUGGGGGGGUCCUACUCGCUCACCCUCCCACGUCCCCCCUCCUCCAUGGGCAGGUCCCUUCCUCCCCACAGAACGUCUGUGGGCGGAGCUAGCGGUGGCUUGGGGGUCGGAGGGGGCGGUGGCUUUGCCCACUCACUCUCCCUCCUGGGUUCGGCCACCGCUGCCCUGUCCCUCUCCUCCACCCGGCCCCCUCCCCCGCCUCUACCCCCCCUUCCGCCUCCUCCGCCUCCUCCGCCCUCCUCCAUCACUUCCAACAGUGCUACUCUUCCCCCCUCCUCUUCCUUCUCCAUGGCAUCCAUGGCUUCCUCUGCCCCUCUGUCGAUGCCUGUGCCCCCCCCUCCUCUCAUCUCCACAUCAGCUUCCUCCUGCACCCCCUCGCCCUCUGCCCGCGUCCUGGGGCCGGUGUCUUCAGCGGCGGCGGCCUGUGCCGCCCCCCUACCUCCCCGUGCCAGCCUGGCUGGGCUGAGCCGACCCGCCCUGCAGCGCAUCGCCAUGGCCCAGUCCAGAGCCCUUAUCGCCUCCGGAGUCCCAACGGUUCCUGUGAAGAACCUCAAUGGAUCCAGCCCUGUUCACCCUGCAUUGGCAGGUAUUACAGGGAUCCUGAUGAGUGCCGCAGGACUUCCUGUCUGUCUGACCCGACCCCCCAAGCUGGUGCUCCACCCCCCUCCUGUCAGCAAGAGUGACAUCAAGCCCGUUCCCGGCCUCGGCCACUGCUGCCGCAAGACCACCAAGAAGCAGGCUCGCAAAGGCAAGACCCCUGAGGAAGUAGUGAAGAGGUAUCUUCAGAAGGUACGCAGUCCCCCAGAGGAGGACUGCACUAUCUGCAUGGAGGCCCUGCUUGGGCCCUCGGGCUACAAAGGCCCCGGUGUUGGGGGCAUCCAGCGGGCAGAGUCGGUGGGUCGCCUGGCCCAGUGUGGGCACCAGUACCACCUACAGUGUCUGGUGGCCAUGUACAACAAUGGCAACAAGGAUGGCAGCCUUCAGUGCCCCACCUGCAAGACCAUCUACGGCGUGAAGACGGGCAACCAGCCACCUGGCAAGAUGGAGUAUCACGUUAUCCCCCAUUCGCUGCCUGGCCACCCCGACUGCAAGACCAUCCGCAUCAUCUAUAACAUCCCGCCAGGCAUCCAGGGCCCUGAGCACCCGAACCCAGGCAAGCCCUUCACCGCCCGGGGAUUCCCCCGACACUGCUACCUCCCUGACAGCGAGAAGGGACGCAAGGUACUGAGGCUGCUGCUGGUGGCGUGGGACCGGCGGCUCAUCUUCUCAGUGGGCACAUCCAGCACCACGGGCGAGUCGGACACAGUCAUCUGGAAUGAGGUGCACCACAAGACGGAGUUCGGCUCCAACCUGACGGGACACGGCUACCCCGACCCAGGCCACCUGGACAACGUUCUAGAGGAGCUUAAGGCCCAGGGGAUCACCGAGGAGGAGUGCCUACCCAGAGACUGAGCUAAAGACGGGCCAAUGGGGAAACAGCUACAGAGAGACUUGUCAGACACUGGAGGGCAGAGCUAAAACAAUGAACAUACAGAGUCAGAGAGACAAAGGAAUGGAGAGGGGGAGUCAUAGACAUAUGAAUAUGUUUUAAAAAAGAGAAGUACAGAAAUGAACACAGACGGUACAAUUGUGACACCCACAGAAACAGACAGCCUGAAAUACAGCAUACGAGAAGAAAUGAAUGAACCGAUGAACAGACGAGCCAAAAAAAGAACCAACGGGGGGACAUAAAACAAAUAGAGAAACAGACAAAUAGACUUUCUGGCUCUAGUUUCUAGGGACGUUAACUGAGGUACGACAUUAGAAACCCUCUGAACAGGUGGGCUGUGGGUCGGCUCUGCUGCAUGGGUCACUUGUAUGAUGGAAUGUAUAUUUUCUUCUGCUACAUUAAUGGGGCUGUCACAAAAUGUAAUUCAGUGAGAGGUUUGAGGCCACAGUGCACAUGCAAUUCAGUGUUGGACAGAAGCUGUCGUUUAGACCCUGAGAGUUUGACAAGAAUGUACUGAAUCUUAAUUGGUCCAUUUGAAUUCAAUGGUGUACCAAGUUUACCAGAGCGGCUGUAAGUGGUAGGAUGAGCGCUACAAAUGGGUAUUAAAGGGAAUAUGCUUAAUAGGGUAUUGAAUGGAAGAGAAUACUAGGCUUAAAGUAUUAGACCUUUGGCAGCAUAGUAACAAAUCUCUCGUUACAGAAAACAUAACCUAACAUAGCAGGCUUAAAAGAAUCGUCUGAGCGGCGUUUCUUUCUUUCUAGUCCUGACAAGAAAAUAAAAAAAACUGUUAGGCGAUUAUCUCCUCUGAAUCUGCACUGUUUAACCAAUCCGGUAAAUGUGGAGGAGUUGAGAUGGAGUGUCCCCAAAGACGGUUAGCUCUGUGAUGUCGCCUCGUUAACGUCCAAAAGAAGAAGUCCGUCGCUAUUUCCAUUUGCUAUGAAAACCGGGUGCGUCCGGUUAAACCUACCCCACUGAGGGUGCAGAAAACUUUACAGAGAACGUUCAAAAUAUCUCAAGUUUAUGACUGGAUAUGUGUGAGCAUGAGUGUUUACUGCCCUCUAGUGGUACUUAUCGAAAAUACAUUCCCUUUUCCUCUCUAGGUUCUUAUCGGUAUUUUAUUAAUUGCUGUACCAUUUGGAAAAUGCAUUGUUGUACAUUUUAAAUAGUUGAUAUAUA
Molecule: messenger RNA, 3976 nt
Organism: Oncorhynchus keta (chum salmon)
Lineage: Eukaryota; Metazoa; Chordata; Actinopteri; Salmoniformes; Salmonidae
Product: E3 ubiquitin-protein ligase DTX4-like
Exons: 8
Coding region: 484-2763 (759 amino acids)
Biological process (GO): Notch signaling pathway; protein ubiquitination
Cellular component (GO): nucleoplasm
Molecular function (GO): zinc ion binding; ubiquitin protein ligase activity
Source: RefSeq, a predicted model, not a curated record